This is a messenger RNA of Drosophila erecta, 1406 nucleotides long. RefSeq lists its product as uncharacterized. The record is from RefSeq and is a predicted model, not a curated record. The transcript is spliced from 3 exons. Lineage: Eukaryota; Metazoa; Arthropoda; Insecta; Diptera; Drosophilidae. The coding region runs from base 764 to 1390 and encodes 208 amino acids.
AAGGCACCGCACGGCUAUUGCCACUUCCACAUCAAGUCGAAGAUUAGAGAGCAUUGCGGCUGGCUGGUCUGCUUAGCUUUAUCGGGCAAUCCGAACAAUUUUCUAAACCAUAGAUGGCUGAUAACAUGUAAAUUCGUACUGGUAUUUAAACAGCUCUUGUGCGACGAGUCACAGUGGUUUUGGGUUUUGUGAUAAGCCAUAGCUAGCGUAGCAAGCCAUUGAUUGCCGGGGCUUAUCGGGUGGUGGUCGCUUGAUAAAACGGCCAAUAAAUGGAGCAGAAGCCACCAGCAGCUCGACGCCGAAACUCCGCGAUACCAAUUAUGGCGUCUAUAGAUUGCUACCAAUGGCGACAACAAUGGCACCAAUUUGACCAGCUCCAAUGCUCCCAAUGCUCGCAAUGCGCAACAAAUCCAAAUUAAUGCCCAAUGGGCCGGUCAACAAAAGCCCCCCGGCCAGACCUCUUGAUAACUCCCCGGUGGGCAUGUGAAACUGAUUAAUGUGGCAUUAAAAAUAAAUCUCAAGUAUGUGUUUGGGUUUUCAGUGAAAUUGGUUAUUUUUGGGUAAAAUUAUAUUUAUGGUAUUUACGAUAAAUAAACAAUUGCGCUUAUUAUUUCUUUGGCUCUUCCAGGAGCCGCAGACAUGGAAACAAGUUCCCUUUGGGUUUAGCUUACAAUUCCCAUUGAAGUCAGUAUAAAUUGAUCGAGUUAUUGGUUUUCAAGCCAAGCAUAUAUAGGUUUGGAUUUUGGCUCGGCAUCAAGACGAAAUGGACGACUUGUAUUUGAUGAACAAAGAAGAAAAGUUGCAGUAUGAUACCUCAAAUUUUGACUUUAAGUCCCUUAGCUUUAGACAAGAUGCGGCUGUGAAUUCAUUAGGCCUACGAAUGGAUCGAUUUACAAGUGAAAUUGAGCGAAAUGCGAAUUAUGCCUAUUUCAUGCGGGAUACCUCUCAGCUUUAUCAAAAGAUGGCUAAAACAGAUACCAAGAUCAGUGCGAAAUACGAGCAAAACUGUGAGAUGCCUAGAAAACUGGAAUGCUCUGUUGAAGAUACAAAUGAUAAUCAAAAUAAGCCUCGAGUUCAGCUGAAAAAGGAUCGCUUGAAGCUGAAAUACAUGGAAGCUCUGAGGCUGGAUGAAAGCCUUGAAGCCAGGGUGAAACACUCUGCCAUGGAAUCCAGUCCCGAUAUGGAGGAACAACAAGCCGAACUGAGAAAACUUCACAAGGAUCAGGUAGAAGUGCAUAAAGGUGUGCAGGAAGAAAUAAUGGCUUGCUUCAAGAGGGACAUGGAUGACCUAAUGAAACAGUAUGAUGCUGAGUACUCACGACUAAGAAAAGUGAACUCUGGGUGGAUGAAUCAGCAGCAUAACCCCACCGAUAACACUCACCAGCCUUAGCCAGCGCUUAGGAAUU